GAGCAGUGUUGGCGAACAAAUUGAGUCCAUUCAGCACUUACGAAUCGGUGGCGAGAGACUGACAGACGAGUUCUCACAGCGCGCAGCGAUCGAGACUUUAAGAAACCGUCUGAAGCGAGCAGUGCAGCACCUGCAACAAUGACUGAGAGCGCACCAGCCAACGCCAACGACAGCGGUGGCCGCGGACGCGGCCGUGGACGAGGAGGACGCGGGCGAGGCCGCGGCAAGGGCGGCAAGGGCAGGGGCGGCAGGGGCCGCGGCCGCGGCAAGGGCCGCGGCGGCGCCGACCAGGCCGCAGAUGACGCGUCAGCGCUCCCGUACGGCGGCGACGUCCAGGCCGCGAUGGCCGCGCAAGAUAGGGACGCCGUCCGCGACCUGUUGAAGCACCAGGAGGCAUCUAGACCUAAACCACAAAAGGACAAAAAGAAGAAGCCCCAACCCAAGAAGAAGAAGGACCGGUGGUGGCGGACGUCGACGGAAGUGGAUCCUAUUUCUCUAGAACCGUUGUCGGAGCUCGACUACCCGCCCUUCGAGCUCGGGCCCCACUUGUUCGACGGGCGGGUGCUGGCUUUUUACCUGGUCAGCACGGGCACGUUUCUCAACCCGAUGUCGCGGGAUGAACUGUCGAUAGACGACUGCACGGCGCUCGACGCGUAUUUAGCACAAAAUAACUUGGAUCCUGCGAGAGUCGCCGACGCGUUGCGGCUCCAGAAGGCCUUGACCGUUGACACGGGUCGCGACGACUCAGCCGCGCAGCAGCAACAGCGCCAGGCGACGGCGGUGUUGCACGGCUUGUUCGGGUUCGCUAGGUAUGGGGACUCGGCGACGCGGCCCGGGGCGCGUAGAACUGGCGGCGGCAAUUUGCGGAGCGCCUACGACGAGGAUGAUAGAAGUUCGGGCGGCUUAAUCGACGACGGAGACAUUGGAGGCGACGAGAGCGACGAAGAGGAGGUCCUGCCGGAAGCGGCGUUCCCGACUUUAUCUAGCGAUGCGCCACGCGACAUUGAUCAAGGCGCGGGCUGGCGCCGCGCGGCCUCGUCGCAAGGGGGGGUAUUGGCCGCCUCGGCGCUGACGACGGAGGACUUCCCGACGCUCGGGGGCGGGCCUACACGUCAAUCAAGGCCCCAGGCCCCUGCUUAUAGGAACGUGGUCCGGCCCUACGCCAUCGACGCACACGAAGGGCACGUCAGGAGGGCGCCUCAAGUGCGCGACGAGCAGGUCGCGUUGCACGUGGCGCGGCCGCCGCAGACGUACCAGGAGGCCUACCCCUCUCUCUCUGGCUCUGGGGGAAGCGCUCGUGCGCGCGUCGUGGCCGAGCAGUACCGCGCGCUCGCGCUCUCAUCAAGACCGCAGCAACAACCUCAAUCAGGAUUGAGCAAGCGCGAGCGCGAGCGCGCGAGAAGGCGCGAGCGGGAUAGAGAAAGGCGGCGCACGGAAGCGGCGGGCCUCGCGCCGCACCAGGGCGGCGGCAGCGUCGUCGCGCGCAUCCGGGCCUGCGCCGGCGACGAGGCCCUCGCGCAGCUUCGGGAACGGUCGCUCGAAUUUAGAAGAGGCGAGCUGUCCGCGGACGCGUUGUAUGAUUCGGCCAAGGCCCUGCUGCCUAGUGAUCGGUUCCUGGAGCUGUUUGGGGGCCUCGUGAGCGUCAUACCAGACGGCGACGCGCGCGCGGUCCUCGACGCGCUCCUCGACGAGCGCCACCCGGAACGGUCCGGCGCCGAAGUGGAGGCGCCGGCGCCUCCACCGCCCGGGCUAUCGGCGCCGCCGCCCCCUCCCGCACGGCCGCCGCCCGCGGCUGCGCCGGCGCCGGCGCCACCACGGGCUUUGGCGCCGGGCGAGGCGCACUGGGCGGCGCCGCGGCCGCCGCCGCGCGCGCGCCAGCGGCCCGCGGCCGCGUCGGCGGCGGACUUCCCGACGCUGGGUUCGGGCGGCGCCGUGCCGCGCGCGGGCCCGGCGCUGCGCGGCUCUAGACCGCCACCGGGAUUAGCCGCCGCGCUCGCGAAGGCCACGGGGCCGGCGCCCGGCCGCCGGGGACGCACGGGCAUCGCGGUGGCGUCCCAGCGGCGCCGCGCGCCCGCGCAGCCGUCGCCGGCGCUCGCCGCGGCGGCCCAGGACUUCUCGGCGCCGCCGCCCGACCAGCGCGGGAAGAAGUAG
Molecule: messenger RNA, 2151 nt
Organism: Pelagomonas calceolata
Lineage: Eukaryota; Pelagophyceae; Pelagomonadales; Pelagomonadaceae
Source: the annotation of a GenBank genome assembly